GAAAGAUAGUCGCGAAGCAGAACGGGGGUGGUCACUUUCACCGUGUUAUCGCGUAUCCGCCGAUUUGGGGUAGCUUUCGGGGUGAGUUAUACGCUUGCGCAUAGCCACGCGUACUUAGCGGAGCCGGAGCGACGUGCAACAACCAUGCUAGCCUCAGUUUUCACCAGGGUCUCGUCGGGGAAAAAAGCGAUCGACGGUCCCGGUUCAACCUUGCCAGAGCGUUUCGAUCAUCGUACGCGUCGCAACCGGACGGUCUUCUAUUUUUCACGCGACAUGACUAACUGUGCCUCGGCAUGUGACUCACUGAAAACAAUAUAAAAAAAGCCGCCUAUGGAUUCGUCGUCGAUCCACGUGUGACGCCCAGCUGUGUGGCUCGAUCGCGCGAUCCCCGUCGAUCGUUUCGCGUCUCUCGAUGCUUCGAACGCUAACAAAAGAAAAGAAACAGUAUUUAAAACGAUAGUCGAAAGAUAAAAGAAUUAAUAAACGGUGACGAUUAAAUAUCAACUGUCUUCGAGGCUAGUGAUCUCUUAUCUCUUAUCUAGGAACUCGAUCAAUGUUGUUUCGAUUUGGUUUUCGAGGCUUGUGAUAGAUUCUCGAGUUUCUGUGGUCGAAGAGGACGCACGGUUGUUCGAAUGGGUCGUGAAGGCUUACCUACGGAAAAGUUUACGCGAAACGAGUCCUCGAGUGGUUAGAACGGUUUCCGGCGUGAAUUCACGGAAUAGGCGUGCUGUAUGGAAACGUCAGCCCUCUCGGGGCACGAUGAAGCCGUCGAGAAAAAUUCCACCGAGCACGUUGAUCGGGUUUCCAUGAACAGCUGCCCGCCUAGCAGCUUCCCCGACAAGUUCCAAGACUUCUUCGCAGCACUCAACGAGGAUUCCGACGAUCUACCCAGCAUGCUCGAGGACAAACUAAUACCUAGACAGCAGGACACCCCGAACUCCGACUCGAAGGGCAGACGAUGGAGCAAGAGAGCGUUUCAGAGGCGGAGCAGCGAGGUCGAAGUUGGUCUGCAUCGCACCUCCUUGACGGGGUCUCAAGGUCACGCCACCGUCGAUGGCUCGAAAUCACCGACCCCGUCCAGACGACGGAGUUGCAGCAUAGCCGUGGCCAGACCCACUCCAGACUUGCACAGGAAAAUAAUGGGAUCCUAUUUACGUCAAAGUAUCACACAGUUUCUGCAAGCAGAGGCGGGUCCGUGGGGUCACCUGUCGCCCUCUCCGAGAAGUCCUACGAGGACCCCGGCGAUAAGUCCUGGGGCAGCGUCGUCCACCUCUCACUUAAGUCCAGGGACCAGCUCUGGCGGGCCCAGUCCGACCAGUCCAGCUGGCCCUGCCGGUUCGACGGCAGGCCCACGUGGACCCGGGCCCAGGCAAUAUCGUGGGAGGACCUGUAGCAUGCCAGCAGUUCCACGGCACAGGCCGAUGCUCGCAGAAACGAAACGCGGGGGCGCCGGUGGAGCCGAGGAGGGUGAAACCGAGGACGGCGUGGAAUAUUACAGGCUGAGAUCGUUUUCUAUAACAGCGAACGGGGUCUACAACCUCGGUGAUUCGUUGAAGAGCCGUCGUAGCAGAAGCAUCAACAGUGUCACGUCGUCGGGCACUAGCUGCAGCAGCACCAAGGAGGCUAGAUUACGCAGCUCGGCGUCGCAGAUCUCCGGCAUGGAGGCCGAAGAGGAGAUGAGCAACGAGCGAGUGACCACUUACAAAGUCGGCAUGCUGGGCGCGUCUGGCGUUGGGAAAACCGCCCUCACGGCCCAGUUCACAACCAGCGAUUACAUUUGCGCUUACGACACGUCACUCGACGAGGAGUACGACCAAAAGAACGUGUCAGUCAUGCUCGAUGGCCAGGAAACGGAACUGGUGAUCAUCGAUCAUCCUGCGGCCGAGAUGUCGGUUGAGGCAUUCUGUUCGACCUACAACCCGGACGUCUGUGUGGUGGUCUACUCUGUGGUGGACAGACAAAGUCUGAAGGUGGCCCAGGAUACGUUGCUGUACCUUUGGAACAGCGAUUACAUGGCCAAUCACGGUGUGAUCCUCGUCGGGAACAAAGUCGACCUCGAACGGAAGCGCGAAGUCGCGUCAGUCGUUGGCCGACGUUUGGCGAACCACUGCGGCUGCAAAUUCAUCGAAACUUCCUCGGGGAUCGCGCAUCACGUAGACGAGCUGCUGGUCGGCAUUUUGGCGCAAAUCAAAUUGAACCCGCAGCGGGACCGGGAUCAAGCGACCAGACGAAGAAGAAGCAAACACCGCAGGAGGAUCCUGAAGCAUCUGCUGGGCUUCAAGAGGAAAGCCAAGAGCUGCGAGAAUCUUUUCGUUCUCUAACGUUUCACCAUUGAUGGGAACAAUGUAUUCGACGAAAAGAUAUUCUGUCUUUUAUCGAUCGUUUGAUUUUUCUGUGCGUAAGGUAUGUAUAAAAAGUAGAAACGAUAUGCUCGUCAGAGAGGUAUCGCGGAAUGUUUCGUGACACGUCGAAUCCGUUUCAGCGAUGCACGAGCAGAGAUCUUCUCACGAAUUGUACGUUUCAUUUAAUCUUCUCAUCACCGAACUAAACUUAUGUCUUUAAAUCCUUUAACAAACUUUUAUGUUCCAGUGUGAUUGUCCUGCGCAGACCUUCGUCACGCGUGUUCAUAUUUUUCGUACCGAAAUUAUUGCAGUUGUCGAGCUUCUUUCGAUUAAAACGAGUAUAAACAUGAGCUUGCUCUGAUUAUUUUUAAUUAUUCAAAUAAUUUCUGAUAUAUUUUCCAGUACGUGUAAUUAAAAGUAAUAGGAAUAAGGUCGUGUCUGGGCUCAUUUUUAUCGGAAGAACCUCAGUAACGCAUUGAUAAUACUGUCGAGAAUUUGAUCCCAGGUACGUAUCUUAUCCAAUUGCUCGAGUCUAGUUCAAAGAAUUGUCUAUUAAAUUCCCAAUGAUUCCAAAAAAUUAAAGGAUAUACAAACAAUUUAAAAGAAUCAAUUAUAUUGGUCAAUAAGAAUUAGUAGAGUUCACAAGGCUAACAGAGACAUAGAUAAAUUUUUUCCAUCGUUCUUUUGUCCCUAAUCCAUCGUUGAAAUGGUCCAACGUGUUACGAAACACACCACGCAAAUAUAGUUUCUUAUUCUUCGGUGAAAUAUGGGGCGUCUAACAAGGAAAGUCUCAAACCCUUGUCAAUUUCAAUGAAACUUGGCAAAGCGAUAGAUCCAUAUCUACAGUAAGCGUAACCAUAAUCAUAGCUAUAGAUGCUGCAAUUAUGAUUGUACUUAUCGUCGCGUCUGGAACUUUCGUAAAAAGCGAGGAAAGUAUUUUUACGACGUUGAUCGUGUAAUGUCGAAAAUGAUUCUAGACGAUGAGGUCAAAGCAUGUGUGGCGCUGCCCCUUUGGUGGCGAGCAUAGGAGGCGACGCCACACAUGCGUCCAAGGAUCAUUUCGUAAGGUAAGGAAAUAUUCUUUUAACAAAUCGAAUCAAUGGAACGCAGGAAGCGCGAGAAUCGUACGAAAAGUGUGAUUUUUAUUUUUAGAUGCUCCAUACGAAGCAAUAUCGUAACAGUAUUGCGAGUACGCUACGACUAAUGUUUUAAAAGCUACGAUUAAGGAAUGGAGAAUGUGUCGUGGGUGUGCUUUGUCCUUGAAAAUUUCAUAGGUUAAAAUUCUUACCGAUUAAACGAAUUUAUUAAAAAAAUUUAAUACAAGUUGCUGUGUAUUCCGACAUUUUGUAACUCUCUAUCGUUUGCAUUGAAAACAAAAGAAAACAAUAUCUUAGAGAAGAAGAGACGGGUACACGAGUUUUAGGGAACACGCUCGAAAGUUUGCAAUUAAAAUUAGAAAUUUCAUCGACAACGUUAGCAUUCAAAGUUAACAUUCACGUGUAUUUAAAAAUAAUCAAUGUCGACGCUCGUUGUUACAUAUUACGCUGAACGUCAGCCCAGCACUCUAUUAAAGAAUUUAAUUUGUACGCGUAAAUUCCGUAAUGUUCAUGGCUCGUUAUUUGUUCGGAGAAUUGGAGAUUUCUAUUAUCCUAUCGAAAUUUCUUCGUAGAAUGGCCUGUUUCCUCGCACUCCUCGCAAAACAAAGUAAUUCCAGCUCUCUCUGUCUACCGAGAACAGAAAUUGUUCAAAUGGUUAGUUAACGUACGAAACUUUUAUUAUUCGUUGUAACGUGUUGUCUUUUUUUUUUUUAACUUUAACAACGUUUUCGAGCAAACACUUCGAUAAAAUAAACUUUCAACGAAAAACGAAUGCAGCGUUUGGUACUGUAAUAGGCAGUAGGUGUUAGUUUUAUAGCGAGUAAGGUAUUCGUGAAUCUCUUUGUUCUUAACGUAGUUUGUCACGAUCGGAAUGAAAAUCAAAAAGAAAUAAAUACGUCUUCGCGGAUCAGUAAUCGAAGAUUCGCCGAUGACAGAUGUACAGAACAUCCGAAACAUAUCGAAUCUUCAAGUUGUAUCGAUGAUAAUGAAUUUUUAAGCCAGAUCACGAUCUGCAUCGAAUUUUUAAUUCGGAGUAGGAACUGUGUCCAAUUUUAUGAAGUAAUUAUUCCGUUGCUUGAGAAUCACUGAAUUUUGUGAACGAGGCCAAGCAUGUUAUUAAAGGACCCCGCACAGAUCUUAUGGAAAAUGGCCCACGGAUAAAUUAGCUGAACUUUUGAUAUGAUGUAGUUCAUAAUGUCUUGAUGAAAACUUCCAAUGAUAAAUUGAACAGUUUCAAAAUAAAAAAACGCCCAAAAGGUAAAAAUUGGUUCUCCAUCAAAACAAUAUGAAUGUUGAGAUUCUUAUGGUCGAAUAGAGAAAAGUAUAAAAACGGCCCUCUUCAGGGCCACAUAGUGUGCAAAAUCCGAUCGAACAACCUCCUCGUGGUUCACACUGGAUAAUGCUAAUGUCGACGGUGCUUCAUGUUUGUACAAUGAAAAAGAGAACCAAUUUUUACCUUUUGGGCGUUUUUUUAUUUUGACUCCUGAAUGGUAGUCAGAUGGUCAGGGGGUCAAGGGAUAAUAUUUAAGGGCCCACAGUACAACUGCUGAGUUUUAAGGGGUCAAAUAAAUGGACAGUGUACAACAGUGCUUCUUAGACUCAAAUAUGCUCAAACGCAGUGGUCUAGAAUAAGGCG
This is a messenger RNA of Colletes gigas, 5075 nucleotides long. RefSeq names its product GTP-binding protein RAD-like. Bases 732 to 2321 code for a protein of 529 amino acids. The transcript has 9 exons. Lineage: Eukaryota; Metazoa; Arthropoda; Insecta; Hymenoptera; Colletidae. Gene Ontology annotation, molecular function: GTP binding; GTPase activity; calcium channel regulator activity. Gene Ontology annotation, cellular component: plasma membrane. The record is from RefSeq and is a predicted model, not a curated record.